UGGCGGCAGUGGCUUGACGGACGCGCCCUGUGCUUGUUUCCUCAGAGUAGUUUUAAUUUGCUCUCUAUUUCUAAUCAGUGCAAGUGUUUUUUCCGUAAAACCGGCAAACUAACCUCCGUUUUGAUUAAUUAGCUUUCUCAACAAGGUUGUCACGAUGGCGAGCAGUUCUUGGGAGGAGUUCUUCGCGGUGCACCUGCCGCCGACAGACUUCGAGGACAACCGCUCGCUACUGAAAGAGUUCUGCGAGCGACACGACCAAUACGGGAAUAAGAUCGUGCUUAUCACUUCUGGUGGAACGACAGUCCCCCUCGAGCACAACACAGUUCGCUUCGUGGACAACUUCAGCGCAGGCACGCGGGGCUCCGCCUCGGCCGAGCACUUCCUCGAGCAGGGCUACGCCGUCAUCUUCAUGCACCGGCAGAAGUCUCUGGAACCCUUCACGAGACACUUCAGCGGGCAGAAGUUGUUGGAUAUGCUGGAUAUUCAGGAACGGGGCCCGAAUACUAGUAUAACAGUGAAGCCGGAUAGUGUAGACGUGCUUGCGCCCAUAUUACUACGAUACAAAGCUGCGCACGCGGCGGGCGCCAUCCUCCACGUCUCCUUCACCACAGUCUCAGAGUAUUUCUGGCUUCUCCGGGCCGCAUGUGAAUGUUUGGCCAACCUUGGCCCAAGAGCUGUACUAUACUUAGCAGCUGCCGUCUCCGAUUUCUAUAUUCCUAAGGAUAGAGUGCCGACCCACAAGAUGCAGUCGGAGAGCGGCGCCCCGGUGAUCCAGCUGCACCUGGUGCCCAAGAUGCUGGCGCCGCUCUGCUCGCUGUGGGUGCCCGAGGCUUACGUCGUCUCCUUCAAGCUGGAGACGGAUGAGAACCUGCUCAUACCCAAAGCCAGAGCCGCUUUGGAUAAGUACAAACAUAAGAUGGUGGUAGCGAACAUGCUGCAAACACGGCAUCACAGGGUGAUACUGGUUACGCCAGAGGUCACACAAGAAAUAUUGCUUACUCGGGAAGAAGUACAUGCAGGUGUAGACAUAGAAUCGGCGAUAGUGUGCGAGAUAGUGACUCUCCACGCGCUGCACAUGUCCCUGUCAGGCAGCGCGCUGCCGCCGGCCCCGCCCGCGCGGCCGCGCUGAUUGUCACGCGCGGGCCGCCGCCUCUACCUCACCAAGGAGUAGCCGAGGAAUACCAACUACUAUAGAGUUGCCACCUUUAUUAUUUUUAGAAAGAAACGUUUAUUAUAAAGGGUCACCACAGUAACAUAUAACUUACAAUCAAAACACAUAAUAAAAACAACUUACACGAGAAAUACAAAUAAUUGAGUGUAUGGACUGGUCAACGAUGGUGGUGGUGUUCUUUAUAAAAGGGCCUCACUCAGAAUAAGCCGCGGCGCGAGCCAUGACGCUGGUAUUCUGUGGACCCUGCUAAGUGAGGCACGGAAGCCGUGUCUCCCACAAAUACAACUUCAAUGAACCACCUGUUCCCCGCGACUAUCUGCAAGUACAUCAGUAUCCUGGACUUUAUCUAGGAGUUCUUUAAGUAGUGCCAAAGCUCUCGACGUAGGAGAAUUACAGGCAAGCUGUGAAGACAACAUUUAAAAAAAAUAUACAUUCUUGUUUUAAUUUUUUAAAUAUAGAAUCAGGAUCAUUUGUAAAUGCGUUCGGGUGCUAUCCGGUCAAAAAAUUUUAAACAGCGAUAAAGUAAAAUUAUAUAGCUAAUACGGGGUAAGACCGGCAUAGAGGUUCCUCUGUUUCGUACGUUUCGUUCAACCACUAUUUUGACGUUCUUAAUUUGCCAGGAGUUGUUUUGAAAGCACGAAAGAUCAAAAACAUACGAGCGUCAAAAUUGUCGGUGUAGGGACGUGCCUGCAUAGAUAAUAUUAUUACUUUAAAGUGCUAUAUUAUUUUUGUGUACUACACUGGCGGACAUAAAAAUCGACUCGAUUUCUGUUGUCGGGUUGUUAAUAACUGUCUACAAUAAAUAAUGAUUAUAUGCCGUGAGUUAACCAGAGUCAUUUAAUAAAAGAAUACUAGUCGUCAUUUACGUAGAGCAGAGUAUUUUUCCAAAUGCCCGGUAACAGAACUUGAACCGAUUUUUUUGCCUAUCAGUGUACAUUACUUCGUAUUAUCAUGGGCUAACUAUAAACCAUGGUAUAAGAAGACUAGGUAUGCUCAAAAGUGACAGCUAACAUUUCAAGGUUAGCCCAGCUGACGUCAUCCGACCCUGUGUUGCCAUUUCGUAAAAAAUAAAUUACCCACGACCAUCGUUUUUAUAUUUACUUUGCAAGGAAAUUUUGAGAAUUUAAUAAAAGAGUUACUUACAGUUUUAAUGAUUUUUACAUAUGUGACAAGUAUUAGUUAUUAAAUACAUUAGUCAGUAAUUCAUUUAAUUUUCAAUAAUAAAAUUUACGUUCUUGGAAUGUUGGAGAUACCAAUUUAAUGGUAACACAGUGGUAACACAUACGUCAUCAAUGGGCUAGCAAUGGCGGCAUGUCAUACGAUUGAGCAUACCUAGGGAGUUAAAAUGGCCACACCGAAGCAAUUCAUCUAAGAAAGCAAUAUUGCAAUUUGACAUUUGCGCAUAUAAAAGUAAGUGCGCAAUGCAAACAACUGUCAAAUAGCAAUAUUGCUUCGGUGUGGCCAUAUUAACCCCCCCUCCCCCCCCUCGUCUUAUACCAUGCUAUAAACUACGAUAUUAUUGCAUUAGGGGUGGCAACUCUAAUAAUUACUCCUUCGGUGUUAGAGGAAAGUGGGAUAGGUUCGCGUAGAGCAAGCUGUACAAGAAAGUAUAUAUUGACUUUUUUAUAUAAUAACAGUGUUGGGUUUUAUAAAAGCUUAAGUGAUUAGUGGCACUCCUACAAUGGAAGGUGUCGCCUUCAGAACUGUGCCCCAGGUAGCAAGUGUAUUGACCUUUUUAUAAUCUAGUGUUUGAUUUAGAGUGAUUUAGUGAAUUAAGAUAGAUUCAGUAUAGUGUUGUUCGGGGCUAUCUCAAGGAGUAAUGCAAUCACUCCGUUAUAGUUAAAAGAGAUUGUGGGAUUGGUUCAAUGGGUGAAAGAUUGUCUAGGUACCAAGUAUCUUCAAGUUAAAUUAAAACUAAAUUUAUUUUAGCACCCGCGGCACAUUUUCGACUAAUAGCCGUACAAUGUCAAAGCCCUCGAUAUACAUCUCGAUAACAUACCCGUGCCGCGGACGCCAUUUUUCACUUAAAAUUCGAAUCCAAAGUUUUUACCACAUGCUGAUAACCUACUACUACUAUUGGGCAAAUAGUGUCUGGUUAUGAGCCUAUCUGUCGAUAUAAGUGUUUGAUAACAGUACUUCUAACUGCCAGAUAAGUAUUUGAUACGUUGUCAGACAAGUUAGACGAGUGUAUCAGCUGGCGAGUGAGGAAAUAGGUAAUUUUAAGUUUUACUAGUUCUCUUCAUAUUAUAAAAGACCUUUAAGAGCCUCAGUUUAAACUAAUUUCAUCAAUCUUUGAAGAGUGAAUGAAUGAAAUGAACGAGUGAAGUUUUAACUGAAUGAGGUGAUCCCGAACAUGUUUUGAAGUUAGAUUUUGUAUAUCUAUAUUUAUAUUCGCGUCAGGUGAACUGUUUUGACAAGCGAGUAUGGUGAUAAAAUGGCAAUGGAUAGGAAAUAAUGUUUCAUCUGUGAUAUGACAGUUGGAAGCGAGAGUGAUGAUAAGGGUUCCCUAUUUCUCUUUAAGUUACGGUACCCUAAACAUAAGACGCAACCGUAUGGAACAUAAGUCUCAUUAAAUUUCAAAUAUGAUAGUGCGACAGGGUUAUAAAGUGGGUACAUGAUAUUGCUCAUGACUGUACCCACACCUCACCGAGCUUUCCGUCAUUCAUUACUGAAUAAAUAUUUCAAAAAUAAUGUAAACAUGAGAAGUAUAUAAAACUAUAUCACUGUUAUUUGUCGCGUCGCGUCUGCCAUGGUAAAGGCGAUAUUUCCAUUUUUGAAGACUUGAAAAGUACAUCAAAAACAGUUCAUCUGUUACGAACUCCAAAGUGUUUUUAUCUAAAGAACAUAGUAUAUACAUUUAAACUGUAAAUAAUACCGUAAUAAAGUUCAAAAUAUAUUUGUAUAUUCGAAAAACUUCCAAUAUUUGUAGAGGAAAGUGGAUAUCGUUCUGGUAUUUAUUGAAUGUUUAUAUGGUAAGUGCGUUGCGAGACUGUACUUAAAGUUUCUAGUGAUCUGAAUAUUUCUUAUCAUGAUAUUCGGGAUACGCAAUCCGUAUCAGGAUAUUCAGAAUAUGCAAUCCGCAUCAGGAUAUUUGGGAUACGCAUUCCGUAUCAGGAUAUUCAGAAUAUGCAAUCCGCAUCAGGAUAUUCGGGAUACGCAAUCAGUAUCACGAUAUUCAGAAUAUGCAAUCCGUAUCAGGAUAUUCGGGAUACGCAAUCCGUAUAAAGAUAUUCAGAAUAUGCAAUCUGUAUCAGGAUAUUCGGGAUACUUAAUCCGUAUCAGGAUAUUCGGGAUACGUUAUCUGUAUUAGGACAGAAAAUAAGUGUUCUAACAGAAAAGUUAUAUCCAGAUCACUGAAUGUCGAGCAACGCGUUAUAUGUGACUGUGUUUUGUAUACCUUUUUGGCGUAGUAUCGAAAUGUACUCUUCAAUGUUUAUUGAGAAGGUGUAAGUAGACUGUUUGUGAUAAAAGCUUUCAUAUUGGGCCCCAUGUUAAUAUCACUUAUGUUAAAAUAUUAUUUUAUGACACCGCACCUUUGUUACUGUAAAAUCCCAAUAGUACGAUGAAUCCUAAGACUUACCAGGAAAUGACGGUCAAAGAAUUGCCUGACAGUUGUAACAAUAAAAUAUGAAAUAUGUCGGAUAUGGUAUUUUAUCCGCGAAAACGGAACGUUAAUUAUCCAACAGUUUUUUUUUUAAUAAGAUAUUUUUUAAUAUUUUAUUUUUUCAAAAUAAGAAUGCGAUUUUGUUGAUCUGUGUUUGACCCGAAACGCAGGCGGCCAUGAUUGUGCUUCGUGUGACGUCAUAUAUCACAAAAUAAACUAAAUUAAAUGAAAUUAGUUUCAAGUUAUACUGUUUGACAGUUUAUUGAAAUGUGACGGCCCCGGGCAAAAUGUCACAUGACCAAGCAUUUUGAGGUAAUAAAAUAUUUUAAUUUCAAGUACUAAGUCACUUGAAGCAAUACCUCUGCUCGUACGAAAAUAGUUGAAUUGUGUUUUUAGUAAAUUCUAAUGUGUGGCUCAAUAUUGAAAGCGUUUAAAUAUUAUUCUUAUAUGGACCAGGGUAGCCCUGGGUGGGCUAGGCUUGUUUCGCUAAGCGAGAUUACAGUCUUAAACAUUACACAAACAUACAGAUUAAAAAUAUCCAAUAUUAAUCAAAUCAAAUCAAUCAAAAGACUAUACACACACAUACAAAACAAGUAUUGAAAUAAAAAAAAUACAUCAUACAAUAUUUUGUUGAAAUUUCUGAUUUUUGAGCGGGAAAUCCCGGUUCAAUAGGAUACUUGACAACUUAGUCGCAUGAGAUACUUUUUAUGAAACGACAAAACAAAAAAUUACUGUUGUAUUUGAAUGGGUACGGUGUGCAAAUACCGUGAACAAAUCAUCAAUAAAGGAAGUCAAACCACCACUGAUUUUACAUCAAUCAGAAAAAGCUCGGUAAAACGCUAGUACCUAUUUCAUACUAUGGCUAUACCUCUGCUUACCCCAAUCAGGAAUAUAGUCGUUAUCUUGACUGAGUCCAGCUUGGCUAACAUGCGCAUCGUGAUAAAAUUAUCGAUCGAUUCAAUAAAUUUUGUCGAAAUCGAUAAAUAUGUUCUUUUCCCUAAUAUGCGUAGCACGUGAUUUUGUUCGAACUUUGACAUAACGACAUGACUCAUUUGGGUUCACAUGUUAGCAUCAAUCGAGAAAACGACAUAACUAUAACAUUAGAAUCGAUAAAAUGACGGUGACAAAAUCGAUAUUCUCUAACGGCUCUUGGCUAGAUUUCCGCCAAAAAUGUCGCUUAGCGAAACAAAUAAUAUAUUGAAUCUAAAAUAUUUAUUGGAAUUUCAUCGUUAUCUAUAUUGUAAUAUUAAGAAAUCUAAAUUGGUUAAGUGUAUUAUUUAAAAAAUAUAUAUUGUGUUUGUUACUCUAUUUACCUAAAAUUUUUAAUGUUACAUAUCAAUGGUUUAUUGGACGAAAAACAUAGUCUUUUUUUUUUCAAAAUAUUUACCUGACCGUUCCUAGACUGAACCUAUCAGGCCAAAAUUAGAAAUUGUCUAAUGGAUUUACUGUGAAAAAUGAUCGGAAAUUGGUAGUUGUUAGCAACUUUAUUUUUUGUUUAGAAUGUCUGUUUGUUAACUUAUAUUAAGAAUGUAGUAGAGACUGGCUGAUAGUUCAUAGAUUUUAACAAAAUGUAACUA
Molecule: messenger RNA, 6352 nt
Organism: Pectinophora gossypiella (pink bollworm)
Lineage: Eukaryota; Metazoa; Arthropoda; Insecta; Lepidoptera; Gelechiidae
Gene: Ppcs
Product: phosphopantothenate--cysteine ligase
Exons: 7
Coding region: 155-1129 (324 amino acids)
Biological process (GO): coenzyme A biosynthetic process
Cellular component (GO): nucleus; cytoplasm
Molecular function (GO): phosphopantothenate--cysteine ligase activity
Source: RefSeq, a predicted model, not a curated record